Molecule: messenger RNA, 1644 nt
Organism: Trichoderma aggressivum f. europaeum
Lineage: Eukaryota; Fungi; Ascomycota; Sordariomycetes; Hypocreales; Hypocreaceae
Exons: 4
Coding region: 1-1644 (547 amino acids)
Biological process (GO): biotin import across plasma membrane
Cellular component (GO): plasma membrane
Molecular function (GO): biotin transmembrane transporter activity; solute:proton symporter activity; dethiobiotin transmembrane transporter activity
Source: RefSeq, a predicted model, not a curated record
AUGGCGUCGCAAUCAGCAUCGCCUCCUGGCGAUUUCAAGCAAGCAAGCAUGAGCGAAAGCCCCGCUCGCUCUCCUUCUGUAUCAUCUCGCAACCCAGACGGCGAGGAAGAGGGCGGUAUCCGGCCGGCCGACUACGACACAGAAACGGUGGAAAGAGUCUACAGGAAAAUUGAUCUCAGAAUUAUUCCCCCUUUCUGGAUCCUGUACUUUCUCUGCUCGGCAAUUCGCUCCAACAUUGGUAUUGCUCAGACGAUGAACCGUGACAAGGGCCAUGAUUUGGAGACUGUCCUUGGGCUCACCCCCAAAGACGUAUCCACUGCUCUCGCCCUCUUCUAUGUGUCCUACGUCAUAUUCGACUUUCCGUCAAACCUCAUCAUGAGCAAACUCAGCCCCCGAGUGUGGAUGGCUAGAAUCGUCUUUGCCACUGGGGUUGUUGGCUCUUGCUUCGCAGCUGUCCAAUCCCCUUGGAGCCUCAAAUUUCUACGCUUCCUCUUGGGCUUGGUCAUUGCUGGCAUGUGGCCGGGCAUGGCUUUUUAUCUCACACUCUUCUAUCCGCCGUCUCGAACAGCCAAGCGAAUUGGCAUGUACUUUACUGCCUCUCAAGUGUCCGCUGCUGUGGUUGGCCUUGUAUCAGCUGGAUUCCAGUUGAUGGAUGGCGACAGGGGCUUGGUUGGCUUCCGAUGGAUGUUUCUCGUAUAUGGACUUGUUGCUGUUAUCCUGAGCUUUGCGCUUCUGUGGUGGCUUCCUGACCGACCCCUGGCACCAGGACAAGAGAGAAAGCGGACUGGCCUUUUCAAAUGGCUUCCAGCUACCCCCGAAGUUCUCACCGGCGAAGAUGCUCAAGUUCACUACUCCGAGUUGAAGCGUGUCUACCAUGCUCGUCCGUGGGGCCUGAGAGAUCUUGGUCUUGUGCUGCUGGAUUGGAGGCUGUGGCCCUUGUGUCUAAUGUACUUUGGAGUUGUCGGAGUCGGAAUAGGCACUCAGCUCUACGGUUCAGUCAUCAUUGCCGCAAUCCAGCCCGAGGCGAGUGAUAUAGUGGUCAGCUUGCUUUUUGCUCCCAUCUGGAUUAUGGACCUCAUCGCCAUUCUCCUGGUGACACCUAUUUCUGAUCGCUUUCAUCGCUUUAGACCAUUCUUCUUCUCCGCAGCCGUCUGCAUCCAGAUUGCGGGCCUACUGACGACCACUUUUGCUCUUCAAAAUGGCUGGGCCCGGUACGGUGGACUUUUGAUGGUGGGCUUCGGCUUGGGACCAACCGUCCCCAUUUGCAUGACGUGGACCUCGGAAAUCUUCCAACGCCGACAUGGCGAGGUUGGUGUGGCAGCUGCCACAGCCCUGGUAUCCGGUCUUGGAAACUUGGGUAGUGUCACCACCACAUACGCCCUGUACUCCGGCUGGCCAGAGGAUUCUAAGCCGGGACCUCACCAGUUCCGUAAGAGCAACCUUACAAUGAUCGGCAUUCUCUGCCUCAGCAUUGUUAGCUCAGCGGCAAUGUUGGUACUGCUCAAGGUCGUCGGCAAUCCCCCGAGCUCCAAGCUCCACGAAAACGACUCAGCCAGCGACUUUGAGGAUGGCGCAGCAAGACGGGAGGCCACGCAACGUGGGUUCGGGAAAUUUUCUCGACGCUCCCGACACCAAGAGAUCUAA